This is a messenger RNA of Varanus komodoensis (Komodo dragon), 3524 nucleotides long. It is a transcript of the gene ARHGAP11A, whose product is annotated as Rho GTPase activating protein 11A. The coding region runs from base 1 to 2928 and encodes 975 amino acids. Lineage: Eukaryota; Metazoa; Chordata; Lepidosauria; Squamata; Varanidae. Gene Ontology annotation, biological process: signal transduction. The transcript has 12 exons. The record is from RefSeq and is a predicted model, not a curated record.
AUGGAAGCGGUGGAGAGCCGUGCAAGGAAGCUGGAGCAGCUGGCGGUACAGCAGCAGCUCCGAGCCGCCUACGGGAUCAAAAUAAAGAACCGGCCGGUGAAAGGGAAGCCGUCGCGAUCGGCACCGGCUGGGAACAGAGGGGGCAGAGUCUUUGGAAUACCUCUUCAUGAAUUACCUCAUCAGGUUGUGCCUGAAUAUGGCAGUAUACCUUGUUUUUUAGUUGAUGCUUGUAAAUACUUGGAAGAACACAUUCAUACUGAAGGGCUCUUCAGAAAAUCUGGAUCAUUUGUUCGCUUAAGAACAUUAAAGAGUAAAUUGGACCAAGGUGAAGACUGCCUGUCUACUGCUCAGCCAUGUGAUGUUGCAGGACUUCUGAAGCAGUUCUUUAGAGAAUUGCCAGAGCCCAUUCUCCCAAGUGACCUGCAAGAAGCUCUAAUCAAGGCUCAACAGCUAGAUAGUGAGAAGAAGAAGUCUGCCACGCUGCUGCUCUCAUGUCUUGUAAAUGACAAGACAACUGAUGCGCUCAGAUAUUUUUUCAAGUUUCUCAAGAAGGUGUCUCUAAGAUCUGUUGAGAACAAAAUGGACAGUAGCAACCUGGCAGUAAUUUUUGCUCCAAAUCUCUUGCAAUCAAGUGAAACCGACAAAAUGUCAGCUCAUACAGAGAGGAAACUUCGUUUGCAGGCUGCAGUUCUCCAGACACUGAUUGAUCAUGCAGAAGAUAUAGGGCAUAUACCAAAGUUUAUCCUGGAAAAGUUACCUGCUAUGCUUGGUAUUGAUGAUCCUGUUGCUUUUCCUUUGCUGCAAGAAUAUGAAGAAAAUGAAGUUGUAACUCCUGGUGAACACACAAGAAACAGAAGACGGAGCAUAGGAGGUAUGGUUAGUGGAGCUCUGAAUAAACUUAAAUCUAACAGAACACCUUCCAUUACACCUCAGAGAGACAGGCAUGUUUUUCCAUCAGUGACUCCAGUGAUUAUUACGCCAAAUUUUAAGCGUAAACAUCCCACUGAUUCCUGUCAAGGCUUCUCUAACAAGAAAAGACGAUCUAUCAGGCAUAAUAUGGGUCUUGAAUUGCUCCCAAGUAGCAUUUUUAACAUUAACUCAACACCCGGAUCAGCUCAAUCUGAAACGAGUCCUUCUGUGUUGCUUGAUGCAUCUCAGAGUUCACUGUCUGCCUCUGUCUCUAGCGAAAAACAGCUGCAUAAUAUAGGAAAUCGAAGAAGCAAAAGGAUUGCUAGCAAAAAAGUACAAAGGGUUGAGUCUGGAAAAAUGGGUUGCUUUUCUCCCAAAAUUAGCCGGAAAGAAAUGGUACGCAGGUCACUGAGAUUAAAAUUCAUUCUGGGAAGGAACAACAAAGAGAAUACUGCAGUAGAGAAUCAAGCUAGCAACAGAUCUGAAAACAUUGGUCGCCGACUUGCAAGUCAGCAAGACACGGAAAGUGGAGUGGAUUCUAGGAGGACAGUUGCUCUAUUAAGCCCAUGUGUUGGUUCCAAAAAUAUCAGUAAGUCAGAAGAAAACUUGAAAAUUCCAAACCAUAAUGAAGCAAGCUACCGGAUGUCCUGGACAGGCUCCAGUAUUACAGAAUCUAAGCAAACAAGUAGCAUUGGUACAAAUUUAAUGGCACAUCUUGCAGCAGAGGCAUCUUCUUCAGAACCUGUUCUUACAUUUAGAGAACCACCAAUCAUUCCUGCUAAGUCUACGCCUGUAGAUGGACAGGACGAACAGGUUAAUAAUAAACUACGAGCCUCUUUUUGUGAGGAUCAGAAUUACUUGACUGCAGACACUUUACUUAAAAUUCAGAAAGCAUUUUCUGAAUCUGGAAGCAAUCUUCAAAAUUUAUUUGAAACUAAACAUUCAAAAUCAAAUUUAAUACAAGGAACAACAUCCUUUUUGGAAGUCAAUUUGGAGAGAACCAGCUUGAAAAGUCAAAAAGUGACAAAUGAAGAGCUGGGGACUCUGUCCAGUACAGAUCAAAACAAUGCAGUUGAUGGAUCCUACUUCCAAAAUACUGAUAAUACAACCCAUGAUUUAAGCAAAAGUGAUGGAUAUAUACAAGAGGAUCACCUGGCUGCAAUGACAUCUUCAGGUAUCCAGUUAGACAGCACAGAUACUCUGCAAGAGGAGGUACUGGAAUCAAAUGAGCAAUUCACAGCAGAAGAAAUUACUGAGGAAAAAAAUGGUAAUGCAAAGAGAGAGAUUAAAGAAUGUCUUAAAAAAAGAGAACUUGCCCCUCAGUUGCCAGAAGAUGAAGAUAGGAAUGACAAACAGUAUUUACACAUGGAUGCUCAUGAGAAAUCUAAAUUUUCACCUGUAGGAAAAGUUGCUGAUCAUGUACAUUGGUUCAACAAACUUUCAUUAAAUGAACCAGUUUCUGCAGCAAAAACCAAACCACCACUUAAGUUCCAGCGUACACCUGUCCGUCAAUCUGUAAGGAGAAUGAACUCUCUCCUUGAAGCUAACAAGCAGUCAGUUGCUUGUAAACUAAAGAAAGCAGGAGAAGAAUGUCCUUCUCUUCCAAAGUCAUUGAGCUAUGAAACUGUGCUCUCUUCUUUCUGUGCAGAAAAUAAAUCAAAUACAUUUUCACUGAUUCCUGCAGAAGUAACACACCAGCCAACACCUGAUGAGUUUGCUGUAUCUUCCAGAUCCUUUCCACAGUUCACACCUGCAUUAGACCAAGCCAUCAAGCCUGGUGCAACCUACAAAAAGAGUGUGACUACUAAUUCACAUUCCAAGGCUGUGCUUGAGGACCUAACUAAUCACGAAGCACCAAAAACUGCUGUAAAACUGAACACAAGUGGGACUGUUUCACAUAAUACAUCUGAUAAAUGUAUUCUCAGGAAAACAGAAAGAACGGCUCAGUAUAGGGGUUCUCCAAAAAACCCAAUAGCCACUGUGAAAUUUCUUCCAACUGUUAAACCUCUUGACUUAUAGGUUUAAAAGUGUAGUCUCGGUCUUAUUUCAGUGAUCUGAAAUUAGUAUUGCACCCAAGUCCGUUAGCUGUUUGUCUUAAACUAUUGAAUCUGCCUUUACAGUGCUGCCAAGGGCAGAAUGUAAGUGGAUGUUUCUUCAUGUCAAUGAAAACGUACAUUGUGACUGAAACUUGAACAAGUGAAAUCUUUUGGGUAGUAUUUUUUGUGGCUCCUUGAUCAGUAUUUGAUUUUAUGUUUUGACUGGAUUGUGUGUGGGUGCUUGCUAUGUAGCUACUGUUAAUUCAGAUUUCAGAAAUUACAAGGCAGCAGUUUCUAGUUGAUCUUCUGAAGUUUUUUUAAGUUGUGUUUGUAAAGAAGUGCAGUCCUUAUUUGCAAGGUUUAACAUGCAAGGCUUGAAUUUUGCAAGAGUUGUUUUGGAUACUUGGCAAAUCCAAGUAAAUGUUAGGUUUCUUGUCAGGCACUUCCUGUACAACUGUUUAAAAACUAGUAGCAGGUGUGUGCUUCUGGUACAGGAGGUGAAUUUUUUCUUUUACCACCAAAUUUACCAUUUUUCUGUAUAGACAACCUUGUAAUUCUACAUGGAUGCACAUUGAAACU